This is a messenger RNA of Brienomyrus brachyistius, 1765 nucleotides long. Its product is annotated as proheparin-binding EGF-like growth factor. The transcript is spliced from 6 exons. The record is from RefSeq and is a predicted model, not a curated record. Lineage: Eukaryota; Metazoa; Chordata; Actinopteri; Osteoglossiformes; Mormyridae. Gene Ontology annotation, biological process: positive regulation of mitotic nuclear division; epidermal growth factor receptor signaling pathway; positive regulation of cell population proliferation. The coding region runs from base 224 to 850 and encodes 208 amino acids.
GAGGGCUAAAGCGUCUUUUCACUCUCAUUAUAGCCCGAGUUGGAAGCGAGGUUACUCUGCACAAGGACUCCCACGGGGGACGAUUUAGCGCAGGAAAUACGUCUGUUUUUGGAAGAAAACUGCCGUAACUUUGGAAAGGCGGCCGGCUAAUAUCUGUGUUUCAUAUACUCGGAAUAUAAUAUUGCAUUUUCUUGAAAAAGAUCACGAGCAGAAACGGAAGAUUAUGGAGUUACUUAAAGUUCUCCUCUUGUUCGUCCUCUGCUUCGUCAUGGUCUUGCUUGCCAGCUGCGCCUCCGUCGGGACGCACGACGCAGAAAAGCCGGCGGAGACUGCGGUGAUCAAUCUGAUCCCUUCAAACGAAGGCAGGCGUGAGGACGACAGGGGCGAAGUGCCGUUUGAGCACUUUGAAGAAUAUGACGAAAACCUUUCUGGAUAUUAUGAAGCCGAACUUCCCAAAGUGGCUUUCUCCAUCAAGCCUAAGGAUUUGGCGGGAGUCCCUAACAAAGACGGGAAGAAGAAGGGUAAGGGUAGGAAGAGGAACCCGUGUCGGAGGAAGUACAAAGAUUUCUGCAUUCAUGGGGUCUGUCAGUACCUGGAGGAGCUGCGCUCGGUGUCCUGCAUAUGUACUGCAGGAUACUCCGGAGAGCGCUGUCACCUCUUCAGCCUCCCCGUGGGAACUGAAAAGAGCGGCUAUAACCGGACGACGGCGCUAGCUGUCAUGGCGGUGGUGCUGUCCUCCUUGUGCCUCAUCGUCAUCGGCAUCCUGCUGGCACUCAGGUACCACAAACGGGGGGGAUAUAAUGUGGAGUCUGAAGAAAAGGUGAAACUGGGACUGGCCUCGCACAAGUGAACGAGGGAAUGGAAAGCAAAUGGAAUUUCUACCUCAAUGAGAAAUGGAGAAGUGAAAUGCCAAAGCGAACCCGUUUGGGAUUAAGGGACAACUUGUGUGGUUGGUGUGACUGCUGCCAAUGAGGACCCAAGACUGAAACACUGAAACGAGUCUUUGAAGUCCACAGACGGGACGUAGCAGCCCAGUGUCCCAUAAAUUAGGAUGUAUGCUGUCUUUUAAACUGAACGGAUAGACGGACGGGCCGAAAUGAGGAACGAUGUGUGCUGCUUUAGGCUGUGUUGCGUUUCCCUGUCAUGGGAGACAUGCGGUAUCCUUUUUUUUAAGAAAGGUCUUUAUUUGGUUUUGAAAGGGUUGCGCUUUGUGUCCCCCUGCUCUUUUUAUAAUUGUAAAACUCUUAAUUUAUUUAUUUAAAUAGUGAUCCUGCUAUUUAUUCACUUCACACAUUGUCGAGAUGCACUACCAAAAAUGUCAGGAUUGUGUUUUUUUUUUUUUUUUACUGAUACUAAAGUGAUAUUUUAACUAAAUAAAUGCAUUAAUUGAAUGCUUUACCUGUGGUUUACAGUGUUUCUUCAUCCUAAUUGUCUCCUGGCAUUUUUACAAAUCUGUCAAUGCUGUAAAGGUUAUUACACCAGCUGAAUGUUGAACUGCUUAGUGCAGAGUAAAUGGUUAAUGUUGAGACGGCGAGUUGGAGAGGAAGAUUCACACUAACUACUACAAUGUACUACUGCGUUUUUAAACUGUUGCUUAGUUCUGCUAUUUGUGUACUACUAGAUAGUAGUCUGCCAAUGCUCUACUUAACCAACACUAUGAACCAGUCCCUGAAACUGUUGGAUUUCACCAUAACGUUUAAAUCAUCCUAUAAGUAAUAAUUUGUAUAUCAGGUAUGAAAGGAAAUAAACCCCAAGUUCAAAAUUA